CGAAAAUAAUCACACGGAAGCCUCCGGGUGUGAGCCAAAGCACGUACCAAAUUUUGAAACAACUAGUUGCAGAUUCCACUUCACGACCCAGCAUCAUCGUUUACGUAUACACGACGAAAUUACUGGCAGCAUAAGACGACGUAUGGCUACAGUUGCAGAUAUAUCAGCUUCGAACGUAACUCUCGAAUUUUUACAGGCUGCUAAAAGCAAACCUCUGUGAACGUAGGCUGUUCUAAUUCUUACUUCUUAAUUAUGGAUCUCACUACUGCCACCGAGCCAGAAACACGCGCAAAAGCUCACUUGGCUUCGAAUCCGACGAACAAGACAAAUGGCUUUGAGCCUUCGAGCAGACCCAAUGCCUGGAUGGAGGUAGGUCAAGCAGCCUAUGACUUUCGGUCGGACUACGUGACUUCGCCUACUCCUGCCAUGCUCGAAAGCAUUAUCAAAACAACCUUGCUCGACGACGUGAUGAUGGAAGAUCCGACAACGAACUCUUUCCAAGAUUUCAUGGCAGACUUGACAGGAAAAGAAGCCGCACUAUUGGUCUCCUCGGGAACCAUGGGAAAUCAGAUCGCUCUGCGAUCAGCCCUGACCUCUCCUCCAUACUCCAUUCUAUGCGAUUCUCGAGGACACAUCUUACACAUGGAGGCAGGAGGUGCAGCUACGCUAUGGGGAGCAUUAGUGGAAGGCAUUCAGCCAUCCAACGGCCAUCAUCUCACCGUGGCUGAUAUUCAGAAGUCGGCGGUACUUAGGGAAACGGUGUACGAUUGCCCGACUCGAGUCAUCAGUUUGGAGAAUACCCUAUCUGGUACCAUCAUGCCUCUCAGUGAAGUACGAGCUAUCUCAGCUUGGGCGCGCUCACAAAACCCCGCAAUUCAUAUGCAUCUGGACGGGGCUCGUCUUUGGGAAGCUGUUGCGGCUGGUGCUGGCGAGCUCAAGGAGUUCACUGAAUGCUUCGAUAGCGUGUCCCUGUGUUUUACGAAAGGGUUGGGAGCCCCAAUUGGGUCUAUAAUUGUUGGUCCAUCCUCUUUCAUCAAGAGAGCCAGAAUCACAAGGAAAGUGAUGGGCGGUGGGAUGCGGCAGACUGGUAUCAUCGCAGCGCCGGCGCGUGUCGCCGUGGAACAGGUCUUUUUAGGAAAGCAGUUGAAGAAAGCACAAGACACAGCAAAGUUCAUCGCAGAUGCGUGGAUUUCCAUGGGAGGUAAGUUACUGAAGCCCACUGAAACCAAUAUGAUCUGGUUGGACUUGGAUGCCGCCGGUAUAGACAAGCUAUACUUCGCAAAAGUAGCUAGAGAGAUUGGCGUGAGGACAAUGGAGGGUCACUUGGAGGAUAGACUGGUUGUGCAUUAUCAGAUCUGCCAGGAUGCUGUCGAUAUCAUCAUCAACGUCUUUCGUGUAGUGCUGCAAAAUAGCCAUUGUAUUUGAUCAAGUUUUUUUUAUCCUAUCUAUUGAUAGCUACCAAGGGAAGAGAAUUACAUUUCCGAUUCUGCAUCUCAUCACCGAAAGACUUUCGC
Mollisia scopiformis is the source of this 1514-nucleotide messenger RNA. RefSeq lists its product as uncharacterized. Gene Ontology annotation, cellular component: cytosol. The transcript has a single exon. Gene Ontology annotation, biological process: glycine biosynthetic process; L-threonine catabolic process. The record is from RefSeq and is a predicted model, not a curated record. The coding region runs from base 253 to 1425 and encodes 390 amino acids. Gene Ontology annotation, molecular function: L-allo-threonine aldolase activity. NCBI's taxonomy places the organism in Eukaryota, Fungi, Ascomycota, Leotiomycetes, Helotiales, Mollisiaceae.